Molecule: messenger RNA, 3432 nt
Organism: Pecten maximus
Lineage: Eukaryota; Metazoa; Mollusca; Bivalvia; Pectinida; Pectinidae
Product: transmembrane protein 260-like
Exons: 20
Coding region: 1-2622 (873 amino acids)
Source: RefSeq, a predicted model, not a curated record
AUGUUACUGAACCCUGGGCUGCACCUCCCAACCCCUCCCAACCCCAACCCCCAUCUCAACACCCCUCCCCCUCCCAACCCCUCUCAACCUCUCCCUGGUAUCGUGGUAACCAUUCUAAACAGAUCUCUACCAGGAGGAGACUCAGAUCUCUACCAGGAGGAGACUCAGUAUGUUACUGAACCCUGGGCUGCACCUCCCAACCCUUCCCGAACCCCAACCUCCAACUUCCAACCCCCAUCUCAACACCCAUCCCCCUCCCAACCUCUCCCUGGUAUCGUGGUAACCUUUCUGAACAGAUCUCUACCAGGAGGUGAGACUUGGAUCUCUACCAGGAGGAGAUUCAGGUAUGUUACUGAACCCUGGGCUGCACCUCCCAACCCCUCCCGAGCCCCAACCCCCAACUCCCAACCCCUCCCAACACCCAUCCCCCUCCCAACCCCUCCCAACCUCUCCCAAUCUCUCCCUGGUAUCGUGGUAACCUUUCUGAACAGAUCUCUACCAGGAGGAGAUUCAGGUAUGUUACUGAACUCUGGGCUGCACCUCCCAACCCUUCCUGAGCCCCAACCCCCUACUCCCAACCCCCAUCUCAACACCCAUCCCCCUCCCAACCUCUCCCAACCUCUCCCUGGUAUCGUGGUAACCUUUCAGAACAGAUCUCUACCAGGAGGAGAACUUGCUGCUGCAGCACAGGAACUUGGGGUCGCCCACCCUCCUGGCUACCCUGUGUUUACAAUGCUGGCCUGGUUGGCUAUACGACUAGUACCGGGUGGAAGUGUGGCGUGGCGAGUCAAUCUACAGACGUCCAUGUUUGGAGGGGUAGCCAUAGUGUUUCUAGCACUCACUGUUCUCAGACUGACCGGCCGCCCAUCAGCAGCUGUGCUAGCAGUAGGUAUGUGGGGUUGGUGUAAGCUUACCUGGGCAUGGUCCAUCACGGCCGAAGUCUUUGGCCUCAACAACAUGUUCGUGGCUCUGCUCAUGUUCCUGGCUCUGAAGUUUGAGGACGCUGAUAAGCAGUCACAAAUCAAGAUGUCACUUGUGGGAUCAUUCAUGUGUGCUCUCUCACUGUGUAACCAACAUACCAUGGUCGUCUAUGUGUUUUGUCUGGCAGUCUGGGUCAUUUAUACUCUUCACAAAAAACAGAUUCUAUCUUUCAGCGUGUUGAUGAAGAUUGGUCUGUCCUUUCUGACUGGCCUUUUGCCUUACCUAUAUCUACCUCUGUCCAGCUGGUUUUUACGGUCAAGGUGGACGUGGGGUGACCAGAGGUCACUGGCUGGACUGCUAACUCACCUGCUGAGGAGGGAGUAUGGCACAUUUGAUCUGGGUAAAGGCGAGACAGGCCAGGGGCUGAUGUUUGGUAUCAGUGCUUACAUGGAUCACAUCCUAAGUGACCUAACUCCGGUCAUCUGUGUCCUGUUCCUCCUUGGACUGGUUGCUGUCACCUACAGACACCUAAAGACAAAAGAGAGAGCGCUCAGUGUAUUUUUCCUCAUGAUGACAAUGUACCUGCUGUUCUUCUCUUGGAGGGCAAACCUAGACCUUAAAAAUGCUCUCUACAUGGGAGUGGUGGAGCGAUUCUGGAUGCAGAGUGAUAUGAUCGUCGUUACCAUAGCAGCAGUGGCAUACAGUGACAUCAUCAACUACUUUUUCUGGAUGACAAAGAUAAAACCGACCUUUUUUGAUUACGCAAGACCAGAUUUGCUUGUGGCUGUUCUCUUGUCAGUUUUCCAACUUCAACGCCAUUACAAUGUGAGUGACCAGAGCGGGAACUGGGUCAUCCACGAGUUUGGAGAAGAUGUCCUGCGGACGAUGCCACCAAAUGCCAUCAUCCUGACCAAGGGAGACCUCCCAUCAAACACUUUCAGAUAUUUGCAUUUGUGUGAAAAUAUCAGACCUGACAUUCAGAUAUUUGAUCAAGAGAUUUUGACGUACGAGUGGUCAGUACCCAUGCUGGGAUGGACAAUGCCAGGGAUUACAUUCCCUGGAGAUAUGUUUCACCUUGCCACUGGCAGGAGGAAGGAUGGCCGAAUCUCUUUUACAUUUGAGAGGUUUCUUGAUGUCAAUUAUGACAAAGCCCCAAUAUUUGCUUGUAUUGGAAUCCAGGACCAUGAGAACUCCUGGCAGAAUGGGUAUACCGUGGUACCUUAUGGAUUGUGUAGUCGUUUUGUGAAGAAAGGGACAACAUUUGACCUCGCAGCUCACAUCUCAUCUAUUAGGAAAAUAGCACAGAACUGGACUCAUCCUCCUGCUGGAUUUUCUGAAACUUCUUGGGAACGUGUGACAACUGAUGAGAUGUGGAAUGCUAAAAUCAGCACAGCCUACUACCUGUAUGACAGAUCACAGGCCACAGAUAAUGAGAAGGAGAGCAAGGAAGCUCUCAUUUCUUCUUACCAGUUGUACACUGAAGCCAUCAAAACAAACCCUGGGUUCCCGGCAUACUGGCACAAAAACUACGCCCUGGCCUGCGAGAAGAUGCUGCAUGUAUCCCACAACUACGACAAACAGGAUUUAAUCCGUAACAUCGUCCAUCACUUCGAGAUAUUCCUGAAACAAGAGCCGAAGGAUCCGGACAAACAACCUAUCCUACAAAUCAUCGAAAUGUUCAAAAAGAGGCUUCAUUCUUGACACCGAUAUGUUGUAGAUAGUUAAUGUAUAAUUAAAGUAUUCAUUGUCGAGCAGUGAUGCAUCCAUGGACAUGUACUUUCAAUACACCAGUGUGUUUUACAGGAUUUUUAUCUACAGUUACAUAUCUUUAUAAAUUCUUGUUUUAUUUACCAGGGUAUAUAAUUAUAUAUUUUUUUAUUUUUAUACUAUAUAUUUUGGUAAAGGUGAAGAUCAACUAAGAUCUAUAUAUAUAUUGAUAUGUAGUGUGUUACUGGCUGAUGCCUUGAAAUCACAGGGACUUGGCGCUGAUUACCAACCCCAUGGUACAUGUAUUAUAACUGUGGGUUGAAAAUUUGUGCCAAGUUCCUGUGCCUGAAUGUUUUUAGUAUUUCUCAUAUAAAUUAUAAUAUAAAUUAUAGGUUGUUUAGAAUAAAGUAGUCUACUAUGUUGAGAUUAAUUGAUAUUUUGUAUUGUUGAAAAUAUCUGUUCCAUAAUACUCCAGGGGUUAUGUUCACUUUCGCUUUCUGUAACCCUGGAAUAUGUCAGGCAAAUUUGAAGGCAUGCGGCAGGCUACUUGGGUUAGGGGAAAACUUGCUUGAUUGCUAAGCUGAUGACAAUUAGGUCAACGGAACCAACGCCUGUUAAUUUAAUUGUAUGACAAAGUUGAGAUUCGUCUGAUGUACAUCAAAGGAUCAAACGUGUCUUUUGUUCUAUCAUCCACAUGAUGGCGGUGACUGAGCCUUCAAUUCAGCCAUGACAUAUUCUAGGGGCACCGAGAUCAAAAGUGAACAUAACACCAAGAGUAUUGAGGAUGACAUUUGUACUGUUAAA